This is a messenger RNA of Dreissena polymorpha, 1680 nucleotides long. RefSeq names its product folylpolyglutamate synthase, mitochondrial-like. NCBI's taxonomy places the organism in Eukaryota, Metazoa, Mollusca, Bivalvia, Myida, Dreissenidae. The transcript is spliced from 14 exons. Gene Ontology annotation, molecular function: tetrahydrofolylpolyglutamate synthase activity; ATP binding. Gene Ontology annotation, cellular component: cytoplasm; mitochondrion; cytosol. The record is from RefSeq and is a predicted model, not a curated record. Gene Ontology annotation, biological process: tetrahydrofolylpolyglutamate biosynthetic process. Bases 1 to 1680 code for a protein of 559 amino acids.
AUGGCAGUCAACCAAUCGGACUAUGAGGCAGCUGUAACUAUUAUCAAUUCCACGUACCCGGAUGGUCCGGAUAUUGACUACAAAGCGAUAUACGAUUUCAACAGGCCUUGCAUGCAAAAGUACCUGUUGGAUCUUAAAAUUCAGGAUUGCGAUUUGUCCCGUCUUAACGUGAUCCACGUAAGUGGCACAAAGGGCAAGGGGUCAACUUGUGCAUUCUGUGAGAGCAUACUGCGUCACCAUGGUUAUAAGACUGGAUUCUACAGUUCACCUCAUCUAAUGGAGCACCGAGAACGCAUCAGAAUUCAGGGACGCAUUCUUGAAAAAGAGACGUUUGCUAAAUACUUUUGGGAGGUUUACACACAGCUGAAAGAAAACAAGGAUCCCGAAUUGGAAGGAAGAGUUGGUGGUUCAAUGACGUUUUUUCGACUUCUGACUGCUUUGGCAUUGCACGUGUUUCUUAAAGAAAACGUUGAUGUCGUUAUUUGGGAGACCGGAUUAGGAGGAGAAUACGACUGCACCAACAUCGUCAGAAAUCCUGUCGUGUGCGGCGUGACGUCAUUAGCACUUGAUCACGUCGAUCGGUUAGGUACAUCUAUCGAGCAGAUCGCAUGGCACAAGGCCGGAAUAUUCAAGCCUGGCGUUCCGGCAUUUACUGUUGAGCAGCCCCCGAAUGCAAUGCGUGUACUGGAAGAAAGAGCCAGAAACAUACGGGCACCUUUGUACCAAUGCGCAGAGCUAGGCAGGUAUCGGCAGAGGUUCAAACUUGGCAUCGAGGGAUCUAAGCAGUCUCUUAACGCAUCCUUGGCCAUUCAACUGUGCAGCACAUGGAUAGAAAGACAUACAGGAAAAUGUAGCUCCGGAGGUGGGGCGUCAUUGCUAUCCAAUCAACCAGACUACACAACAGUUCAACUGGCUGAACCCGCUACAAUCAAUGCUAAAUUUGCAAUAGGUUUGGAAAAGUGUGAAUGGCUUGGCAGGAACCAGACUGUUGCAGUUGACGGUGUGACAUUCUAUCUUGAUGGGGCACACACCCACGACAGCAUUCAGCAAUGUGUGGAUUGGUUCCAAAUGAAAACAUCCUUGGAUGAUAAAGAGGGCGAGGUGUUCCGUAUCCUCAUGUUUUACUGCACUUCUGAAAGAGACGCGGAUGGAUUCUUAAAACUGCUCGUGACAUGUGAUUUCAACGCAGCCGUGUUUUGUACAAAUGCAAUUUUUAAAGAGCCAAAAUGCGCAGAUCAAGUCAAGAAACUGGCCACUUUCGAGGACAGCGUCAAACGCCAGAAAACGUACGAAACGUUGCUGGGUAAUAACGCGAAGAACGAAACCAGUCAACGCAAACAUGGUGACAAACCGUUCCUGUCAUGCGCAGUUCGAACAAUUAAAGAGGCUUUUGAUUGGAUUAUGGAACUCAAAGAUGACGUCAACAAAAUGUCAAAAUCUCACUCUAGCAACGAUAGUUUGACGAUGACCGAUAUAAACGCGCCUGCUGUAAAAACGCCAGCGCAAGAAAUCCAUGUACAUGAAGACACAACCGGAAUUGACAAAAAAGACGCGGAUAAUGAUACAACGACGAGCAAUAGUAGAAACCGAGAGAAAAAGGUUCUCGUGCUAGUUACCGGAAGUCUUUACCUUGUUGGAGGAGUCAUGUGGGUCCUUAAAGACCUUCAAUCCGACGGCUAG